AUGGAGGUCAAAACUCAAACGUCUAACUUGAUAUGGCGCAGAUUUAUGACCGUGGCCGCAGGAUGGUCUUCAUACCACCAUAGCCCCAGUGCGAGCCCGGCACCACAACAACGACGACUAGGUCACCUACGCUCUCAGUCAAACUCCACCUCUCCUACCGUGAGCUCGCUCCCCACCUCCGCGAAGCCGAGGUCCAACACCCAGACUUCCAACAUGGCCGCCGAUAUCUCGUCGCUGGCAAGGCCCGUGACUCCCCAGACACAACCCAAGAGAAUCUACGCCGGCAUACAAGAAAGCGACUUCGAUUUGUCUACAAUCCCCGAUCCCCGUAGCAGAGCAAUGACACCAUCCAACGCCGAUGACGCCUCGAACGCCCACCCCGAAUUGAACGACGAGGUCGCACACUUGAGCUCCAAGCUCAUCCACGCCAUCAACCACCAGACGACGCUCGACGACAACCUCUCGCAGACCCGGGCCGAGCUUGAGAGAGCACGGGAGCAGAUCCAGUCCAUGGAGCUCCAGCUUGCAAAACAAAGAGAAAUGUUGGUUGGCGAUAUUUGGAUACGGCGCAAGUCGGCAGAGGCAGAGAAGACUAACCUGCUGUCUAGAAUUGCUGACGAAAAGAGAUUGCGCGUGGAGGCCGAGAACGAGAAAAAGAGAAUCGAGCAAGAGUUGGAGAACCUGACGACUGAGCUGUUUGAGGAAGCCAACAAGAUGGUCAUCUCGGCCAAAGAGGACGCACGCAAGGAGCAGGAGAUUUUACAGCGCAAGAACAGCGCUCUCAAGGCCCAACUCGCCGACACCGAGGGUCUGCUGCAGUCCCAACAAGAGCAGCUGAUCGAGUUGAAGCACGUCAUGGAACAAAUGAGCGACCAGGAUAACGACACCGCAACGACGACACCGUCUUCCCCAGGUUACAGCAAAUUCGACUCGAGAGAGGACGACACGCCCACAUCAGAUCUUGGCUCGCAGUCCGGCCUCCCAGACCUCGUGUCUCCAUCCUACCCGACAAGUUUUACCCAUCUAUUGCAACCGGUCCUUCGCAGCGAUAUCGGCGCUUACGACGAUUUCGUAGGCCUUUGCAAAGCAUCGAGAACACCCGCGAGCCGACCACCAUCGGGUAACCAUACGACCCUUGGCCUCGGCCUUCUCGGACCAGCUUCCAGUGUGACCUCAAUAGGCAUCCCCUCCAGCGCGUCCACGGCCUCUCUGUCCUCAAUGGGAUCGCCGGCAGCUUCGUCCACACUGUCCAUACAGACGCCAAACACCCCAGGAUCAACUGUCAGCGGUAUGUCUACCACAUCCAUGGUCCCGAUUCCACCAUUGAAGGACUGCAAAUUCUACAAGCGGGUCCUCGCUGAAGAUAUCGAGCCGACGCUUCGUCUCGACAUCGCUCCUGGCUUGUCUUGGCUUGCACGUCGUUCGGUCAUCUCAGCCAUGUCGGAGGGCUCAUUGGUGGUUGAGCCCGUUCCAACCACUGGUACAUACGCCAUGCUCUCCAAGCCGCAGUUCUACCCAUGCUCGCUCUGCGGAGAGAACCGCAAGGAUGAGGAGUAUCUUCGAAGACACCGCUUCCGUACCAGCGAGACCAGCUCCUCGCAGCGCUACCCUCUGUGCCGAUACUGCCUCAGUCGUGUACGAGCUACCUGUGAUUUCCUCGGUUUCCUGAGGAUUGUCAAAGAUGGUCAUUGGCGUACCGACGAUGAGGACUCGGAGAAAGCUGCGUGGGAGGAGAGUGUGAGACUCCGAGAGAACAUGUUCUGGUCUCGCAUAGGAGGUGGUGUCCGCCCCAUCCUCCAGGGUUUCCACGGGCACUCCAACAGCAUGACUGAGAAAAGCCCUCGUCCGAGCCACGAAGAGUCUGCCCAUCCAGAACAAAAGCCUCUAGCUGUGAUCGAAGAGCCGAAGCCAUUGGAUGAGGCGAAAGAGUUAAGCCCCGAGGAGGACGAAAAUGCUGAAGACUUUGCGACUCCCCUUGAGACCACUCUCAAACCCACUCUAGAGGAUCCGUCGCACACUCCUGAGGACAACAGUGACACAUCAGACGACAAGUCAGUAAUCGUUCACGAAGUCACAUCUGAAGUCGAACUGCCUGUCGAAGAGGAGAAGAAACACGACGUGGAAGAGAUUCCUAAGCCGCCUCGAACCCCUGAACCGACGGAUAUGAACCGUUUAUCCUCGCAGUCGCUCACACCGACUUCCUCUUAA
Diaporthe amygdali is the source of this 2208-nucleotide messenger RNA. RefSeq names its product GDP/GTP exchange factor Sec2p. Gene Ontology annotation, cellular component: Golgi to plasma membrane transport vesicle; cell tip. NCBI's taxonomy places the organism in Eukaryota, Fungi, Ascomycota, Sordariomycetes, Diaporthales, Diaporthaceae. The transcript has a single exon. Gene Ontology annotation, molecular function: guanyl-nucleotide exchange factor activity. Gene Ontology annotation, biological process: exocytosis. The record is from RefSeq and is a predicted model, not a curated record. Bases 1 to 2208 code for a protein of 735 amino acids.